AUGCUCUAUGCAAGUCUCCGUUCGCUCAUAAUUUCUCUGGUAAGAUCUUUCGGAGAUUCAGAAGUCCAGAAGGUUCACACCGGCAAUUCGUAUCUUCGUCUAGGACGAUGUAAUCUCAAAUACUUUUUGUUUACCUUUACUUCAUCAACUGCGCAGCGAUGGCUGCAGUCUGGUCUAUCACUGCCCAGUAACAGCCCAUUUAAGUGCUCUAAGGGAUCCCCUGCUUUAUCCUCGGCAACACUUGUAGACAGGGCAGGGAGGCAGUGGAGUGGAAACCUGAUGACCUUGAAGGGGGCCUUAAUCCGUAUGACUGAGUACUGGCCUAACCUGCCUGAUACAAAGGGUGUGAGCUGUCCUGUACAGUUUACCAAUGCUGAGCUAGAGGAAUUCUUCGAGAAGGAGGAACAGUUGUUUCAAUUGAAUGCGGUUGUAAAUUUGUGGAGGGAGCAGAUUGGUGGUGCUAGUGAGGAUGGCUGGAUCAGCAAUGGAAAUUAUGAGUCUGCCCGGCAGAAAGUCGUGGAACUCAUGGAGUCCCUGAUAGCAAUUGCUGAGGGAGACCAAGAAGAUAUUGCGCUGUUGGAGAAGGGUUGGCCAUUUAGAGAUCAGGAGGGAGAUAAUUAA
Messenger RNA from Aspergillus oryzae RIB40, 621 nucleotides. RefSeq lists its product as uncharacterized. NCBI's taxonomy places the organism in Eukaryota, Fungi, Ascomycota, Eurotiomycetes, Eurotiales, Aspergillaceae. Bases 1 to 621 code for a protein of 206 amino acids. The transcript has 4 exons. Gene Ontology annotation, cellular component: mitochondrion. The record is from RefSeq and is a predicted model, not a curated record.